GAGGGAGUACCAACGUUGCUUGAGAGACGCGCUGCAGCUCUCAGCCUCGGCGUUGUGGCACUGCAGUGGAUUGAGCCGCUGGUGGUAAUUGAUCAUCCAACACCCAGGGACGUUCAAUUCAUAGGCGAGCGAGUGGUCAUGAAUAACCAAGAGGUGGAAGCGCUCCUACAAGAGUGCAAGAGGGCCCUGGAUGGACCCCCAGUGAAACCGUCAGAGGAGGACAAGACAGAGUACCAGCGUUGCAAAGCUUCACUCUCUGCUGAUCUGAAGACCCUGCUGGAACAGGCAAAGGAAAUGAAGUGGCCCUUUGUGCCGGAGAGGUGGCAAUACAAACAAGUCGUAGGCCCAGAAGACAAAACAAACCUGAAAGAUAUCAUCAGUGAAAAGCUUCCAGAUCUACUGGUUUUUCUGAAAGCUGCCAUCUCACUUGCAGACUACACUUCUGCAGCUGCCACAGUCUUUUUGAUUGACAGGUUUGUGUACUGGGUUGAUGCGUCCAGCAAACUUCUGCAGGUUGCCAAGGGUCUCCACAAGCGUUGCCUUGCAACACCAAUUGCGCCACAGGUGGUUCUUCGCCAGGCUCGAGUCUCUGUAAAUUCAGGUAAACUUCUGAAAGCCGAAUACAUCCUGAGCAGCCUCAUAAAUAACACCGGGGCAACAGGAACUUGGGUCUAUGAGAAACAAAGUGACUGUGUACUUGUCCAGGCUGUUAGUCUUCAGAUCAGGGGACAGAUUCUGCAGAAACUCGGAUUAUGGUAUGAAGCUGCGGAGUUGACCUGGGCUUCUAUAGUGGGGUUUUAUGAACUUCCUCACCCGGAUAAAAAGGGAAUUUCCACUUCAUUGGGAAUCCUGGCUGAUAUCCUGGUUUCAAUGAGUGAUAAGGAUUACAACCGAUUUAAACAUCAUCUUCAGACGGACUUGAUUCUGCUGGAGGAAUGUGCUCAUCGAUUGCUGUCAGCCGCAGAAGCAGCUAAAUUGGCUGCUGUGCUCAGUCAAUACAACCCACUCUUUGUCCUCACAAACAUGAACAUUUGUGGAACAUGUCUUCUGUCAUACAGUUUUAAGAAUGAAUGCCCGGAGGAAAAACAGUGUUACCUUUCACAAGCAAAAGAGGCCUUUGAAAUAGGCCUUCUUACCAAGAGAGAUGGUGAAGUGGUCACUAGUAUGCAAGAGCUGCAUGGACUUGUUAAAGCAGCUUUCUCUCUUGCAACUGUGCAAAAAUGGCUCACAGGAGACUGUGAAAGACAUAAAAAGAUGAGACAGAUGUGUAAAGAAGCCAUGCAGAAGCUGUACCUGUAUAGCGCUCAAGCUCAGGAAACCUUGGCAGGGGAAAUCAUGACACUGGUCAACAAAAUCAAAGUGCAUUUACAGAUAAAAGAUCUCUGUAAUUCUGACAGCAAGUCCUAUGUCCCAGACCACUACACAAUAUAUUGGGAUAAGCCCAUAGUCAAGGGAAGGAUGACCUUUAACAAGGUCCUUGAAAAACAUUCACAAUAUCACACGACAAUAUGUACGGUAUUUCAAAAUGCUUGCAGAAAAGGAAAAGAUAACAGUGAGGCCUCGGCGUAUGCCUGUAUCACUGCUUUGAAAACCGAUACAAAGGAACUUGAUACUGCAGUUUCUAAAUCAAACGCACCCCAUCCCAGAGGACUUGUUCUUCCACCGCAUCCUGUGCCUAAAGGGCCAAUCGACAGGCAACACGGUGGAAAAGUGCAGCAAGUGAGAAGCAAAUCAACUGCAAGCAAAUCCGAGAAACAAAAUACAGACCCCUCGGAAGACAGUGGAUCUCCCCAUUGCUCUUUAGGAAAUGACCCACCAAAUGUGUCAACAGAUGCCAAAGCAGAAUGUGAAAAUUUAAUGCCAGAGUACAGAGACAGUGACAACAAAGAUUGUCUGAAGUUCCAGAGUGACAACCAAGGCUACUCUGCAGAAUCCUGGAUGAGAGUAUCAGGCUCAGAAUCUCCCAACAGCUGGGAGAAAGUAACCAGCAAUGAAUGCUGUAGUUUGUCUCGGGUUGGAGAGAAUCAACGUCUGCGCACUUUGGACACACAGUGCUCCACAGCCUUGACUGAGGAUGUUGGGGAGCAACAGCCAAACAGCCACAAUCAAGACAUCAAAGGUUCUCAUUUACAAAAUAGUACCUUGCAGUCAAUCACUCAACCGGUCUCUCAGUUAUCUUUACAGCAUGGAGUUAGCCCCUCUUCUGCCUGCUCUAUUGGCGAUUUUAGUGCAGAAAAAGUGAAGAAAAGCCUUUCGUCUUCCUCCUCGAGAGAAUCUGGGUCAUUUGAAAUGGUGAACUUUACUGCUAAGUCUACACAUAAGAACAAUGAGAGUAAGGACAUGGGUCUGUGUAUAAAGAUCUCUGAUCAAAGUUCUCACUUUCCAUCUACCUCUGACCCAAAUCAUACAACCAGCAAUAAAGAUUCCCCUGCUGUGAGUGUUCGGAAAACCAAUUCAUCAUUUUCACGAGAAACUGGCUCAUUUGAGAUGGUUGACCCAGCCAUAGAAAGUGCUGAUGCUUUUGAAGGUGAUAUCAAUAACAAGAUGCUUCUAAACGCCAGUAAACAUGGGCACGUUCAGUCUUCCUGUAGUUCUCAACCAGGUUCCAGCAUGGCAAAUACCAUCUCAGUUGGCAUAAAUGUUGCAAGGCUUUCCAAGAUGCAAAAUGGAUCCUUAUCAGAGAAAAGCAGCUCUUUUGAAUCAUUGGUUGACUCUGCAGCAGACACUGUUGCAGACACAGAAGAAAGCACCAGCAACAGUAAUCUUCCAACCACAGCAGGAGUAUUUGAGAUCUUACCUAAAUACUUAGAUAAUGGCGGCAAGGAGCAGGAGAACCAAAAGCACUGUGACGACCAAAGAAACAAGAGCUCUGCUCAAUGCCUGCCUCCAAAGGAAGCAAACAAAGAUUGCAAUGAAACAGCAUCAACAGAAGCAGACAGUGAAGAUGAGGGGGACAGGUUGAAUAACCAAGUUCUCAACAGGAGUCAUAACUCCAGCUCCUCUUUUCAAUCAUGGUGCAAAUCACCAUUUUUUUCCAGCAGCGGCUCAGAUCUUGACUAUAUGAGUGUUUCUCUGAGUUCGAGUAGCAUAUCCUUUGAGUAUCUUUCAAAGAGGAACCAGACAUUUGAGAGACGUGUUUUAACAGAAGCAGAUUACAAAAGGUUCUUCGCAGGCAUAAAUCACGACAGUUUGAUACAGCGACUUAAAGGAACUGGAGUCUUUCCCCCUGAUGAACUUAAAAAUGUCUACACGGCUCUGCUGUUUAAAUAUGGUAAGAAAACAGACACUUGGACAGCUCAGGAAACAUUGGUUUAUAUUGGGAAGCCUUUUUCUGUUGAAAAAGCGGGAGCCCAGAGGACUGCUUUGGAAAUACGCUUCCUACAUCAGGAACAAAUACUGGGAAGGUAUGUUGGAAAGCAAUAUAAAAAGACAAAGGAACUGUCUUACCACUUCAACGAUGUUGAGCGGCAGAUGACUGCACAAUAUUAUGUAACGGAAUUCAACAAAAAACUGUACGAGCAGCAGGUUCCCACACAGAUCUACUAUAUCCCAGCAACUGUCCUUAUGCUUUUGGAAGAUGAACAGAUUGUGGGUUGUAUAAGUGUGGAGCCAUAUAUGCUUGGGGAGUUUGUGAAGCUAACAAACAACACGAACACCGUACGUAGAGAAUAUGAAGCAACUAUGUAUGGGCUCGCAUUCGGCCAUUUUACUUACGAGUUUUCCAAACAAGAAGAAAUAGUUGUUGAUUUACAAGGUUGGAUCACAGGUGAUGGGAAGGGUCUUCUUUACCUCACUGAUCCCCAGAUUCAUUCAGUGGGACAUCUUAAAAGGGGGCCAAACUUUGGCAACAAAGGCAUUCAAUAUUUUCUGAACGACCAACAUGAAGAAUGCAAUGAGAUCUGUCGCAUACUUUCUUUGAACAAAUCCUGACUGGAGGGAGUGAGAAAGAAAACCUGCAUUGAUUAAAUUUCUUAAUUGCAUCCAAACAUCUCAAAUCACUGUCAGAUUUAGUGAUUGUCUUUAUGAACAAAAGUUUUGAAGAGCUUUGAAAAUCUGUCCACUUGUUUUCCUGUUGCAAUAAGGGAGAUAAAUCGACACUUAAGAAGUAAGAGUACUAAGGGACAUGGAGAAAAGACGGAUUUGACUUCUGUAAGAUCCAGAAUCCUUCAGGAGAGAGAACACAAUGAUUGAAGGUAACAAGGUCAACCUUCCAUUAUUAAUCAUAAUAAUAACCUUCCAUUAACAAGAUCAAUCCCAAUAUCUGUCCCAAGGAUUCCUCACUGUUUUGGAGAGGUUGGGGUUGACGAGAUCAGACCGGUGUGCUCGACCAAUAGAGGUAUAUAAGGGAUGACAGUAUGCUCAAUGAUUUUUUAAAAAAAGAGCAAGUCAAAAGAGCAACAGACUCGCUAACUGCAAGCAACACUUAUAGCUGUCCUGGGACGACCUGCUCAAAGUGAUGGACCUGCACAUGAACAACAUUCAGCAAGAGCUCAGGACGCAGAUUGGAUUACCUGGUGGCGACCAACCCCAGUAAAAGAUCACAACUCUGACUCUUCACCAGAUUGCGGAUUAGAUUACCCGUCAGUUCUGAAUUACAUGUUGCAGUUGUAAGCAUAAUCUUUAACUACUAUAUAUAACUUUUUACUGCGAGUUAAUUAAAUAAACGUUGCUUGAUUACCUCUCAAGUCUCUGCCUGACUUUAAUAUCGGGCUCAAAACAAACUCGUGAGCAUAGACCUUUGGCUAGGCUGAAUGUUGUUUACACCUCAUGUUAAAACAAUCAAUUGAACAAUCUUGGUUAAACCCCAACAAUAAAAUAAUAAUAAUUGUUUUAAUGAGUGGACUUUCAACCUAUAGCAGAUCUUUAAUACAGUAUAUUUUUGCAAUGUAACAGGUGAAUAAAACAUGANUUUUUUUAAA
Messenger RNA from Callorhinchus milii (elephant shark), 4919 nucleotides. It is a transcript of the gene alpk1, whose product is annotated as alpha-kinase 1. Gene Ontology annotation, biological process: protein phosphorylation. NCBI's taxonomy places the organism in Eukaryota, Metazoa, Chordata, Chondrichthyes, Chimaeriformes, Callorhinchidae. The coding region runs from base 139 to 3930 and encodes 1263 amino acids. The transcript is spliced from 14 exons. Gene Ontology annotation, molecular function: protein serine/threonine kinase activity; ATP binding. The record is from RefSeq and is a predicted model, not a curated record.